UCCCGGUAUGCCGUCGGAGUGCGCCGACCGCAAGCCUGCGAAGGCCGCCCACAGCCACCACGCCGCCGGGGCUCUCCCCCCGCAGGAGCAGGAGCACCUCCCCUGCCCGCGCUGCGACUCCACCAACACCAAGUUCUGCUACUACAACAACUACAACUUCUCCCAGCCCCGCCACUUCUGCAAGUCCUGCCGCCGCUACUGGACCCACGGCGGCACCCUCAGGGACAUCCCCGUCGGCGGCGGCAGCCGCAAGAACGCCAAGCGCUCCCGCACCGCCUCCUCUUCCCCCGCCGCCGCCGUCGUGCUCCCAGGCGUCGCCCCUCCCGAUCACCACUUCCCCGCCUCCUCCCUCCUCCUGCCUUUCGCCGCAGGCCACGGCGGGUCUGGCGAUGGCGACGGGAAGUCGAGCUUGAACGUGUGCGGGAGCUUCACCUCUCUGUUGAACGCUCACGGGCCUCCUGGGCUCCUGGCUCUGGGGGGGUUCGGGCUCGGGCUCGGGCCGGGCGGGCUCGAUGACAUGGCAUUCGGGGUCGGGAGAGGGGUCUGGCCCUUUCAGGGGGUGGGAGACGGUGUCGGCGCUGGCGUAGGGAGCAAUGGCGGGGCGGCGGGGAUCGGGAACGCGUGGCAGUUCGAGACCAGCGAGGAGGGGGGGCUCGUGGGCAGCGCCGGCGGUGGCGGAGGCGGAGGCGGCGAUUCGUGCUUCUCUUGGCCAGGCCUUGCCAUCUCCACCGCUUGGAGCGGUCUCAAAUGAGCAUCUGUUACACCUCUUCCUCUUCCAUAUAGUCUUUGCUUUUGCCCUUAUGAACAACAGAGCUUUUUUAGGGUUUAAUUAGUUUGGUAGGUGUGAAAAGAAGAGAAUGCAAGAGCUUUUGGAUAUGUCCACCUCCAUGUAAUUUGAGGAGUUCAUGCAUGCUGUACCGUUUUGUCUGAUGCUUGUAUGGCGCGGAAGAUUUGGUCUUU
Rhodamnia argentea is the source of this 960-nucleotide messenger RNA. Its product is annotated as dof zinc finger protein DOF3.4-like. NCBI's taxonomy places the organism in Eukaryota, Viridiplantae, Streptophyta, Magnoliopsida, Myrtales, Myrtaceae. Gene Ontology annotation, biological process: regulation of DNA-templated transcription. The record is from RefSeq and is a predicted model, not a curated record. The coding region runs from base 8 to 751 and encodes 247 amino acids. The transcript is spliced from 2 exons. Gene Ontology annotation, molecular function: DNA binding; DNA-binding transcription factor activity.